AUGACUUCGGGAACACCGUACAUUGGCACUAAGAUAAGCUUAAUUUCUAAGUCAGAAAUUAGAUAUGAGGGAAUUUUGUACGCUAUCGACACAAAGGAAGCUACAGUGACGUUAGCGAGUGGUUAGUUUCUCUUUCUCUUAUUUCUACGUUAGUGUUAUUUUUUUUUCACCUGUUUUCUCGAGCGAGAUUAUAUAUAAUUGAACUUCCUCUCCUCAUUUUACAGUUCGUUCACUUGGGACAGAAGACAGGGAAGUAGAAAAAUACAUAGCUCCAAGGAACGAAAAAUAUGAGUUUAUUGUCUUUAGAGGACAGGACAUAAAAGACUUGACUGUUGGCGAACCCAAGAGGGAAGAGCAAAUUAACUCGCAGCCACCUCAGGACCCAGCCAUUGUUCAGGUACAUACUUGUUCAAGUUGCACAUUGAAACAAAACGGAAAUUGUAUCGAUUGUUUAGAAGUGACAUUUAAGAACGUCUGGUUCCGGUUUUCUACAUGUACAAAAUACAAACAACAACGAUUUAGUGUUCUUGCGUUCGUUCAACUUAUUUAUUUUUUACUUCAGUCUUUAUUUGUAAGAUUUUUCAUCCUUCAAAGAGACGUUCAUGGUCGUCAAAAGGAACAUAUUGUGCUCAAUUUGAAGCUGUUGUAUUAAAAACAUGACUCAGGCCAUUUGUCACUUUGAACUUUUGAAGAGUCACUGAAAAGAAUAUCAUUCUAAAAAAGUUGCCCUGUAUUCUGUAGUUAUACCAUGAACAAUACUGUGUAUUUACCGUGAAUUCCUCUUUAACCCUGAAAAUAGUUUUCAUAAUAAUUUGCCAAAUUUUUUUGUUGAUCACAUUUACCUGCCUAUUGGCAUUUGUCACACACCAAAAAUUGAGACAAUCAUUCCUGCCUGUACCCCUCUACUAUUGUGGUGGCAAAUUCCCUACCCCAUAAACAACCACUGUUAUCAAAUUUCAUCUAGCUUAGCCUGCGAAAACAUCCGUUUCUCCUCGCUCUUCGCCAAUGGGGACGUUUCACGCGGAGGAACGUCUGCGACUCAGCAACAGAAAUUCCAUACUGAUGACGCAAAAUCUGUCCGGAAUCCAGUCAGAAGUGCUGAUUGGUCGACGGAGUAGUUACAUUGUUUGAGCUGUUGUUUUCGAACGACAGACAAAAGACAAAAGGCCACAAAGGUCGAAUGUAAACACGAAGAAUUUCUAACAAAACAGUCAAUAUAAAUUUUGUGGAAUAUAGUCUUCUCUAGCAGAAGCAUUGGAGUUUUGCUGGAGCUCGUUGGUAGAUGAACACAACACUUUACCAAAAUCGACCAGAAGACGCGUAUUUAAAAUGGACAAAUUUACAUUUAAAACCCCAUGACUACUGGAUUUGUUAUGUAAACAUUGGUUUGCGUCAUCAGUAUCGAAUUUCUGCAGCUGAGUCGCAGACGUUCCUCCUUGCGAAACGUCCCCGGUGGCGAAGAGCGAGGAGAAACGGAUGUUUUCGCAGGCUACAUCUAGCUCAGGCAGAAACCAGUCGUUUUGAUUCAAGUGGUUUCGAUACAAAUUUCAUAACAAUUUCAUUAAAUUGAAAUAAUUUAUAGUUAGUGCCCUGGGAUGCGGGGUACUUCCUAGUAAUAGGCUAAUGGGGAUGUGCCGCCAUAUGGGGUCACAUUUCCAUGGCUGGAUUGAUUAUUAUGGGGUUGCAUUUUCAUGAGAGUUGCUAGAAUGGGGUCGCACAUUUUCGGGGUUUGGGGGAUCAGAAAAUUCAGGUAGGUAGGACUUUUACCACAUUAAAUUUAACAAAUGUGUCAAUUCCAAAGUAGAUGCAUAAACAGAAAGUUACUAAGUUGGGAUCUCAAAAAUAACAUUUUCCCAAAAGUGACUAAGAUGGGGUGUAUAUUUGCCCACAGAAUAGACUAUAAUGGGGUAGGGGUUCUGAGAGACCAGCUGCACAUGCCCCCCCUCCCCCUCCCCGCCAAAACAGGCUGACAUUCAGCAUAUUAAAAUCAUUAUUCUUACAUGGCUUUGAGGCUUUGGGGUCAAGAUUGCAAAGUUUCCAUGACUCUGUUGACACACAAUUCCAAGACAAGACUUGAGCACAAAGAAAUCGAAACCAAAUAUAGAGAAAUGACCAGAAAGCCUCAGGGUCAAAUUUUAAUAAUAUCAAACACGGGCUAUUCUUGCAAUGUUUUUAAUUCCCCAUUGACAUGUGUCCCUUUUGGCAAAUACUGUUUUCACAUUACAUGUUCGUUUCUUUUUUUUUACCAGACUGGACUGCCAAGUGGUUAUUCUCAUUUUCACACCCCUGUAUCAUACCCUCAUGUACCUAGUUAUGGUCCAUUUGGAGGUGUACCAUCGUACGGGGGCUAUCCACCUGGCAUCCCACAGAGACCUAUGCCAGGUCACAUACAGCCACCCAUGGGUAUGAUGCCACCUCCAGCAGUAAUGCCUCAACGGAUAGGAACACCACCUGCAAUUCCCCCUAUGCCUUUGUCCAGAGGUCAUUCUCCAUCUCCCGAUUCUGUGUUACCUGGGUCAUCAAGCACCAAAUCUGCAGAAAGCCAGGGAAAUGAAUCUCGUAGCAGAACCACAUCACAGCAAGGAACUCAAACUGUUCAAACAAAAAAGAAACCAUCCUCAAGACCUUCAUCAAGAAGAAAUUCAGAGGACAAGACUGAGCAACCACUAGAGUCAAAAAAGAAACCAGAGGUUAAAAAAGAAGAGAAAGAGACCACUAGCAGCAAAGAAGCCACUGGAGGGAACCAAACUCCAGCUGAGCCACAGAAGCAGAGACAAGGUAUCAAAAAGUUGGUGGUGAUGCUUUAUUUUUACAUCCUCGCGUAGGUUGUCGGCCAUAUUAUUUCUUUGGACCAUCAUUUUCCGUAAUGAAUUAUCACAUUGCUUAAGUUUUUUUGAUAAAUGGUUUGCUAUAAUUAAUGAUUUGCUCAUAAGCAGUAGCAAGGCAGUUUCUUGGCUAAUCAUAACUGUCACACAAUUCUCAGAUUUGACUGACUAUCAGGAGCGCUGAUUUCAGCAUCAAAAGAAUACUUUAAUAGGACAGUAUGCCUUGUGCGGCAGUAAUAGUUGGACAGUGUGCACCAUUGUACGUGCUUGAAUGGUCUUUUUUUUUUCAUUUCGAGCAAAAAGCUUUCGAAAGAUGUUGUGUUUCAAUUUUUUAAAAAAAGUUUAGAUAAUGACAUGUUUUUGUUAUACACUGUAGUUACAGUUAAUGAUAAUAACAGGACUUUGUGUUGUCCAAUUCAGUCCUCAAUCAUAUUUCUGAUUAAACAAAUCAGACUCCCACUAUGUGGUCAUGCAGUGUUAUAUAUUGCUGCUACAUGGUUACCGACUGAAUUGGACUCCACUCAGUCCUGUUAGCUGAAACUUUGUGACAUGUGGUAAUUCUUGCUUGCUUGUUUUUGUUUGCUUUUUAAGGUGGAAAUCGCCGCACUCAAGGCAGAAGAGGAAAUUCUAGUACAAGAGGUUCUAAACCAAAACCUGGAGGUGGUCCUGUUAAAUUCGAGGGUGAAUUUGACUUUGAGAGUUCAAAUGCCAAGUUUAAUAAAGAAGAGAUUGAGGAAGAGUUACAACAAAAACUUCAUGAAAAUCUCCGGAUUACAGAUGAGGUGAGCAAGUGCCGUGGUAGCAGGGUGCAAAGAAAAUCAUUUUUACAGCUUGCCAUUCGGGCAAGCUGAAGGUAGCAUUUACUUGCCCAGAUGUCAUUUAAACUAGCCCCUAAAACUUUUUGACUAGCAGAACUGAUUUCAGUUCUUCUAUUCUUCGAAUUCCUCAUAAAACAUCACUUGCUCGUUGGGCAAGUUAGAAACAGAAUUCACUAGGCUGAUAGCAAAAUCCUUUAGCCCUAGGCUAUCAGACACUACUUUCUUUGCACGCUGCGGUAGGGAUGUGAGAGGAAUAUAGUUCUUACCUUAUUGCUUAUUUCAAAACAUCACCGAUAUCUCAAUAAUGCUGUCAUAAGGUGAGGUCAAUAUUUUACCAACUGUAAGGCAUCUAUUGAUUAUACAAGCCUCCAAGAACAGUUCUAAAGAAACCUCCCAGCACUUAAACUUGACUUUAACUUUGCUGGUGAAGCACAUCUGCAGUGCAGUGGCGCUUGGCUACAAUCUUGAAUCGCAUAACAACUUUCAUAGAGUCAUUCACAGAGUACUAACCACAGAUCAUCUGGAGUGUGGGUCUUGUUGUUUUUUCCGUGUAGCAUUUGGUGACAUGUAUGGAUAACUAUGCCCCUUGUGUUGCUCCUGGACCACUAUUCUUAUGAAGAAGGGGCCUUUAAGCUCCCUAAGUAAGAAUUUUCAUGUAUUGCCCCUGAACCAUCCAUAUGAACCGCUUUGAUUUCACUACAAAAUGCUGCUGUCUGGAAUGACUGUCAAAUGGCACAUUUCCACAAAAAAAUGCAUGCAGUGUACAUAAGUUCUGUUGGUCUUUUCUUACUUGUAAUAAAUUAUUUUGAUGGAAAUGUUCAACAUUUCUAACAGAAAUGAAUUUUUUUUUUUCAGGUUGAAAAUAAAGGGAACAGUUCAUCAAAUAGUGAGGAUCUCCAAGACAAACCUCAAACACCAACCUCUUAUUAUGACAGCUCCAAGUCCUUUUUUGACAGUAUCUCUUGUGAGGCAAAUGAUAGAGACCGAAAUAGAAGGUGAUUAUAAAAUGUGACCUAUUUUUAAGAGCCAUUCAGAUAAAAGGUUAAUAGAGCGCUUCAAUCCAGAUGAAAACUUUGCUUAAAUCAAAUACUAAGUUGUUCCAUUUUUUCGUGGUAAGUGACUGGUUUCUGACCUGUCUGUUUGGUAAAAUGGAGAGCACCCAGUCCCUUAAUCUGUAUGGGUUGUAAGCUUCACUGGGGGCAGGCAAUGUGAACAACCUUUUCAUCUUGCCUUUAUUUAGGGCACAUCCUUCAUGGCAGCAAGAGCGCAAGGUAAAUAUGGAAACAUUUGGAGCUGCAGGUGGUAUGCGACGAGGGGGACGUGGUAGAGGCAGAGGUCGUGGAGGAUAUAGAGGUGGCCGUGGUGGAUACAGAUAUCAAGGACGUGACAACAGCAAUCGAGGUGGACGUGGAGGAUAUAGAGGGGGUAGUAGAGGUGGUCGCACAAGAGCCUGGGUUGAUUACCCCAUCGAUGGUGACGAGAAAUUACUACCAAAGAAUCUUGCUAACGGACCCUCCAUGGUAUGA
Molecule: messenger RNA, 5169 nt
Organism: Porites lobata
Lineage: Eukaryota; Metazoa; Cnidaria; Anthozoa; Scleractinia; Poritidae
Source: the annotation of a GenBank genome assembly